AUGUUAGUGGUGUUUGGGAUUGGGGGCGGUGGCGGGGAGCUGGGCUCAACCCAGCCACGCUACUCCCCUCUCCCUGCAGCCUCGCUGCUUUCCUCAAGACUGAGGAAUGCAGCAAGCGCUGCAUUCCCCAGUCUGGGAACAGCAGCUUGCUGCGUGGGUUUGGUCAUGGUUAGGAAAGCUAGGGGAGUUGGUCGUGCUGGUGGCCGCAAUAGAGGUAGAGGUGGGAGACGGUGCCGAGGUUCAGACCGCCAUAGUCCUUCACCACCUCCCGCGCAUGUGAGUGUGGAGCAGGAUCAGUCAGUGCAUCAGGAAUUACCGCAUGUAGAAGAGCAGGCACCCACUAAGGGUGGACAGCAACAGCAGCAGCAGCAGCCGCAACAGCAACCGCAGCAGCAGAAACUGAAACAGUCUCAGGGCCAGCAGGGUGGCAACCCUCCUCAUAGAAGAAACAGGAACUGGCGGAGGAGAAAACAGGGUUUUCCAGGACAGUCUUCUCAGAGUGCAUCUUAG
Molecule: messenger RNA, 510 nt
Organism: Cryptomeria japonica (Japanese cedar)
Lineage: Eukaryota; Viridiplantae; Streptophyta; Pinopsida; Cupressales; Cupressaceae
Exons: 3
Coding region: 1-510 (169 amino acids)
Source: RefSeq, a predicted model, not a curated record